Molecule: messenger RNA, 2352 nt
Organism: Pocillopora meandrina
Lineage: Eukaryota; Metazoa; Cnidaria; Anthozoa; Scleractinia; Pocilloporidae
Source: the annotation of a GenBank genome assembly
AUGCCUCUAAAAAUUUGUCUUCGACGACUGAAACUUUGCCAUUUCCAUAGCAUAUGGAUUUUCGCAUCUUUUGCCAGCGUUUUAGCUCAAGGAUGCACGAGAACCAACUCGAUUGAGAAUUACAAACUACUGGGACACACAAUCACAAGCCAGGUCGAAAAAGACAUUUGGAGUUGUUUCCAAUUGUGUAAAAGUAACGUCAAGUGUCAAAGUAUUAACUACAACGCAGAAAAAUCCAUUUGCGAGUUGAAUAACAGAACUAAAAAGGGGAAUGAAGUCCGGUUUGUUCCAUCAGACGGAAACGUGUAUGUGGACAAUCCCUUCAGAAGUAAGUCGAAAAAUAUCAUAUCUUAAUAUUAUGUUUUCACCAAGUCGUUAAGUUUUAAAUCAAAAGGCCAUAAUUUAUCUAGCUAGUUAGCUGCAGAAAUUUAAGUCUCCCACAAAAUUAGAUGUCAAAGUAACUCAGACACUAAACAAAUAUUGCGCCAUUUUAAAUUAGUGGUCAUGGCAAUUUGGUAAAGGACUGUCAAAAAAUCCUUCCAGAUUAAAACCUGUCGUUUCAAUUUUGACAAACGGGGUUUUUUUUUGAAAAAGAGCUAAUCAGAGGUGGGCAUUUUGCAUCGUAUACGAAAUGUUUCUUUUCAUGAACAAAUAUUUCGCUCCUAUUGAUUCAGUAUUUUUACAACCUUUCCACGGAUUUUUUUCCACGUUUACACCUUUAAAGAUAAUUGAACGGAAAAGCUAUGAGGAUGGAUAAAAUAAUUGGGCUAUUUUUAUUGGAUUUUAUUGCUUCAUUCCUCCAAUCUAUUUUUGUAUUAGGCCGUAUAGGCGAAGAAGAAGACUUUCCUGGUUUGUCUUGUAAGGAUAUAAAAGAUUCGCAGGAGAACUCUCCCAAUGGAGAAUAUUGGAUCGCUCCAUCCUACUCUGAUGCCCCUUUUACAGUUUUCUGUGAUAUGCAAACAAACGGAGGUACGAUAAAUGAAAUACAGGAAAUGGUUUGAACGCAAGAGCAACAAUUGAUUGUGUUGUGUGAUUGAGUAAUCUUAAGAAGGAAUGCUGACUGUAAUAGUGACUGACGUUUCGACAACCAAAACGGAAAUUACAAUCAAAAUAACUUGACUCUGAUGAUGACUUCCGCUCAAGUUCGUAAGUCGUCUGCUAAGUGCAAUUUUUUUUUUCCUGCACGGGAACAAAACGGGCAUUCGUGAGCGGGUAAGAUGAGUCCAUCUUGCCCGUUCGGGUAGCCAAUCAGAACUCGCUUAUCUUUCGUAUAUGUACGUAAUUCCUGCCUGAGGUGUAUUUCACUCUGAGCCGGCUGAUAUCUGGCUAGUUUUAUUCUGAGUUUCAGUGUCACAAAUUUUUUUCAGGUGGCUGGACUCUGAUCGCACAAACUGUAGUCAAAAACACCACGUCAUUAACGCCAAUGGCCAGAGAGAAAAACUACAGAAUGAUAAGUAAUUACAGCAAAGGAAUCAUACGUAUUGAUGUGUCUGCAAUAUUUAAGUUAAAACAACUCACGGGUUUCACGCAGAUACGGUUCUACUGCCAUAAAAAAACCACAGGCAGGACUCUUCAUAUUAUGACCAAAAACGACAUCAAUGGACACAGCGUGGUGAAAUAUUUCAUUGAAGAUCCUAACAUUCAGCCAAGAGCUUGUGCCUCGUUUGAAAGGUUACCUGGGGAUAAUGCUUAUCUUUCGGUUAACUGUUCAAAAUGGGGGAAUGAUGGGAUACGUGGUGAAUGUGAGAAGUGGGGAAGUUUCAAAAAUAAGGGCAGUUUUCGUAUCUAUAACGAUCCGAUAUUCUGGGAAGGCAAAUAUUAUGUGAACAUAAAACCUUCUGUCUUGGCCUGUGACGAUUUAUACAGUUCCUCAGCCCCUCUGUCCGUAGGAGAUACAUGGCAGGUCUUUGUUCGUUAACUAUUUGAAAAAGAGAUCAGAAACUAAGCAGUUGGCAACGAGACACGCCUCGUAUAGAGGUUGAGACUCCGAUGUGAAAUAUAAAACAGUAAACAAUGGUCGCUGUAAAACUCAUUAAUAAUUCCAUAGUACUACACAGAUUACAACUUGUGACUUAUUCGCAAAGGAACUGUGUACGGAAAACUUCCAAGCCAACCGCGCAUGACUCCAGGCAACUUUAACUACGUAAUGUCAGAAACCGUAGACAAACAAAAGACAAACCAAACUUUGUCACCUGAACUAGUAAAAUACUGAGACGAAUCGCAAAGGCUGACGGAAUUUUGCGAUCGAAUUGAAAACUCUCCAUACUCACGAUUUUUCGAGGAAGCAUGCCCCCCCCCCUCCCCGCUUCCUGUUUCAGCCCACUGAUAGUUAUUUACAUUGUGCAUACGUUC